This is a messenger RNA of Suillus paluster, 3618 nucleotides long. RefSeq lists its product as uncharacterized. The record is from RefSeq and is a predicted model, not a curated record. Gene Ontology annotation, molecular function: zinc ion binding; ubiquitin-protein transferase activity; ubiquitin binding. Gene Ontology annotation, cellular component: ubiquitin ligase complex. The transcript has 5 exons. Bases 437 to 3439 code for a protein of 1000 amino acids. Lineage: Eukaryota; Fungi; Basidiomycota; Agaricomycetes; Boletales; Suillaceae. Gene Ontology annotation, biological process: proteasome-mediated ubiquitin-dependent protein catabolic process; protein linear polyubiquitination.
CACGAGUCGGCUCUGGACACUAAUUAUCGAGUAUCUUCUGAGAGUACUUGACCCGGGCUGGCAGUUGUCGUAGUAAAUUCGGAGUAACCCGAUACUCGAUUAAUCAACAACAAACUCAUUCGGGCUUAUGACUGGUCACUGCACCUGUCAGUGACGUUGAAGCGAAAGACUAGUUCAGUUUCUUCGACACGAGUCAGGGAUUAUUAUGUCGUGGCUCGGCAUCUUUGGACACAGGAAACGCGUUCAUUUGUAAAAGAAGUUCAGAUCUGCGAUUCUCAGCUACUGGAUCAUCAAUGUGUAGCGCUGCGCCCACAAAGCGCCCACUCUGCUAGGCCAUCAUGCUUCCAUAAUACUCUGUUUUGAGUAAUUUGGGUGGAUCCAAGGUUGCUGUGUACACGAGGUGCGAGGCGCUCGAGCUCCUUGUUUCUUACCCACUAUGUCGUGCCAAUAUCAUCUCCAAGGUCGCUGUCGCUACGGAGUUAAAUGCAAGCUCAGCCACGAAAUUCAGGGUAGCCCAUCAGCGCGCCCUCAGCGUGUUGAAGGUACUGAGUCGAGCCAUACUGUCAACCGCCCACCCAACCACAAAGGUCGUCGUCAGCACAAAGGCCAGCAGAAUUAUGGCAAUCCUAGGGCAGCUGAGUUACAAGUGCAGCGCACCAUCUCUCACAGGCCUGCCUCGGAAAAAUCCGGCCAUGCGUUUGUUGGGCCAUCCCGAGGUUCCAAGGGUGGCGAAGUGUGUCGCGCUUGGAAGGCCGGGGCGUGCGCAAGGGGCGCCAAAUGCCGCUUUCCGCAUAGUAUCGAAGAACAUGUUGAAGUAGAUGUUCAUCGUGAACAAAUUGAAGCAGAAGCCAAGUUAGCCACCCAGACUCGUGCAGCCGAGAUUGCCAAAGAAGCUGCUGCGAAGACGGUCCAGAGCGUUGUUCUUGGGUCCAUCGUGACCUUCGGCGCAGGCCUUGAAUUAUCUCACCUGAUCACCGGGUUCGAGUGUUGCACCUUGCGUAUUGCAAAUCUGCCUCCCAAUGUGCGGGAAGACGAAAUCAAUGCGCUGUUCACAGACAGAGGCCUUGAUCGAGAGCGCUUCCACCUUGUCAGCAUCAAGCCCAUGCCAAGUGGUGGAAAGCUGAGCGCUGAAAUUAUCACAGACGCUGAGUCCGGGCAAGCGCUCUCGCUUGACCUCGGCGGUCUCGAAUUUAGGGACGAAGUUCUGACUCUCGAAGUAUCAGGCUACAACAGUCCCGGAAGUAUGUCUGCGGCGACUGAACGUGACAGUGAUGUCCUUACGAUAUCUUGGCGUGUCCCUUCCGUGCGCUAUGUCGCAGAGUACGACGUUACGGUCAACACUACUGCGAAAGCACAGGAGCUGAACCACCGGAUGUGCUCUGGGCGCCGGGUCAAAGCCGAGGUUAACGCCAUGCCACCUGGGCGCUUCGUACCAAAUUUCCACGACAAUUCAGUCAAGAUCAGCUUUCUGCCGCCGACUGUCUCUGACGAAGAAGUUAGAGCAUUUUCUGGCUCAGAUGUUGUCAGGCGGUUGGCGAUGAAGGGCGUGGUUUUCAGCGACGACAUCGGUCAUAUCAUUACCACUUUGGGAGAUGAUAUGGAGUGCAUCUCUCCUGGAACUCUGAGGUCGCUGGAGCCGCGGCUGCCGACUCCUAGUCCGGAUGGUAUCGUUCUCGUUCGUGCACGGUUUUCUUCUUGGGAUGACGCGCACACGGUGCAUACCCGUCUCAUUAACCAUCGCAUCGGGAACGUGUCCUUCUGGUUCCGACUCCCGAAUCCUACACAGUACUCGAUUACGAUCUCCGCUGAGCAAUUCCGCGCGCAAAAGUCUUUGUGGGAUGCCUUAAUCAAUGGCAUCAAGGACAAGCGUGCAUGUAUGUUACACGUUCAUGAGCAGGGCCCUGUUGUUCGGAUGCGCCUGUCUGGCUCCAAGAAAGAGGCCAUAGGCGCACUUAAAGUUAGAGCGGAAAGCCUGAUUGCAGGUGAGAAGGUGGAAGGGUGGCACAUGACACUAGGAUAUCCAAACAACAAGUUCGCGCGUUCGGUUUUUAACGACACGGGCGCAUUUCUACGUGCGGAUUGGAGACGACAGGUUUUGAAAGUUUACGGAGAGCCAAAAGCUGUUGAACAGGCUCGUGAGCUGAUCAAGGCCGAACUGGACCAACUCUCGUCCUUGGAGUAUGCCAAAGUACUCGCGAGGCAGUCCGUUCGAUUUUUUGUCGAACGUGGAAUCCCAGAGCUGAAGGAAACCUUUGGAGAAGAUAACGUUAAAUUCGUUAUAUCUGCACGAAGGAUCACGAUCUGUGGUGGCGAGGAGGCUCGACACGCCCUCGAGCGUUUGAUUCAUGACUCGCUCAGUGGACCCCAGAUCCUCCCAGACCCGUCAGGACAGCAAUCCUGCCCGAUUUGCUAUGACAACAUCUCUUCCCCACUUCGUCUUGGCUGUGGGCACAUCUACUGUGCCACGUGCAUGCGUCAUUUCUUGACGUCCGCUUUGGACUCGGGCCAGUUUCCGCUCACCUGCCUCGGUGAUGAGUACCAGUGUAAAGUUCCCAUUCCUAUCCCCACUAUCCAACAAUUUCUCCCUCUAACUUCCUUCAACCGCCUGCUAGAAUUAGCAUUCAACGCGCAUAUAUCUCGGCAUCCACAGGAAUUCAAAUACUGCAAGACACCAGACUGCAAUCAGAUCUACCGCUCCACCGACCCCAACACUACGACCGUGGGCCAGUGCCCGUCAUGUUUUUCAAACAUCUGUACAUCGUGCCACGAGGACGUCCACGAUGGCAUGAGCUGCGCUGAGUACAAGAAAACUGGACGCCUGGCUGAGGAGGAACGACAAACGGAAGCAUGGAUCGCAGCUCAGGGCGGGCGCGUGAAGAAAUGCCCACGUUGUCCAGCGCUGAUCGAGAAAGUGGAUGGUUGCAAUCAUAUGACUUGCCAAAUGUGCCAUAACCAUAUUUGCUGGCGAUGCAUGGGCGUCUUCGCCGCUGAUACCAUCUACCCUCAUAUGCGCAGUGUUCACGGCGCGAUCUACGACGAGAAUCCCGUUGAAGAACAGGUCAAUGUACAUGAACAGCAGUGGCUGUUUGGGUUGGCAGCGCAGCAACGUCAGCAGGAGGUACAGCUGCGCAACUGGCGGCUCGAGCAAGAGCGAUUGGAAGAGAGGCGAAGGAGAGAGAACGAGGACGCAGCGACACGGCAGGCAGCAGUGGUGGCUAGGCGAUUGGCAGACGCACGGAUAGAUACAGCGAGACUGGAACAGGCGAGGCGAGACAUAGAUGCGAGAGAACAAGCAAGACGACAGGCUGGUUUGCAAGACUAUCGUCAACAAGUACGUCAGCAGCAGGAGAGAGCGAGGGCUCAAGCACAGCAGCAGGAGAGAGCGAGGGCUCAAGCACAGCAAGAGGAACGACCGGGCUGGGGUUGUGCCAUCAUGUAACAAUCGUGAAACGCAUAGGGGAUGUUUCCAGUCAAGAUUCUCAUUACACAGGACGAUAAGUGCCAAGCAACAGCUAAAGUACAGAUACAUGAUGUAGAUAUGAUGUAGAAUAAAUAUACAAAGUCGAACGCAAAUUCGAACGCAAAUACAAGCAAAGCAAGAUCGUGGACUUCCACUCU